CAGUUAGUGACAGGUCAAUCAUGUUUGCAGCUGUGCUGUCUCUCGCCGUCUUGGUCAUAUCUACAACGCCAGGAGCGUCGACAAUGCAGUAUCCAAGCGGCAUUCAGAUGGUUCUACAGACGAGCAACGCUUUGAAGAGCGCCGUUCAGCAGAAAUCCAACCCUAAACGUUCUUCUAAUCAAGUCUACCUACAAAGAAGCGGUCGCAGCGUUGAGACCAAACGUCAUGAUGACUACAGUCCGUACACCAGCAAUCCGUACGAUGCCGGUCCUAUCGACAUGUGCAGCUAUCCUCAAGUAGACGUUUGUAACUUUCCUGACGGAUACACUGUACCCGAGUACGUCGCUCGAGAUGCUACUAGGUUUGAAGACAUAUUUAAAAAUCUCAACGAACUACUUCGAGAGGAGGAGAGUUGGACAUGUGCGAAGUCCAUGAUGAAUCUGGCGUGCAACCAUGCAGUCGCUCCUCGGUGCGUCUCCAAUACAACAGUUCGUUACCUUGGAAAUUUCAUGGAGGAUUGUCGAAAAGCUACUCAAGACUGUUCGAUGCUAUUGGAAGAGAUGCCAAACUUUUGUGACAUGCAAAGCCGAACACUUAUGAACGGAGGAGAGUUCUCUCUAACAAAGUGUCGCGUUCCGCUUGUCUCCGGUUGCACCAAUUCUCUUCCGUCUCCUGACUGGCAUGUCGCCUUCGUGGAACGUCUAACCUCAAAUUUCCCACUCAGCAUCACUGCCAGUAAACUGAAUCUCAACCAAACGUGCAAAAGCAAUUUCAUGCGUCUGGCUUGCACAGCACCGACAUGCGGGUCCAACAAUCGUCUGACGGGCUACAAGAGCUCCACUGAAUGUAGUGACGUUAUGAAUUGCAUCAGCGAUCCUGAAGUGAAGCAAGUUUUAGAUCAGAUUCUCUCUUGUGAUGCUGCGGACAAUUUUAGCAAACCAAGCGCAUGCGCUGGAAAGACUCGAUCUUGCCGUUCUGUUACCAAAGACAUCACUACGGUCAAUAAUUAUUGACAAGGAACAUCUAAAACUGACACACUACCAACUCUGCGACCUUCUCGACUAACUGUACUGCUGUAGCUAUAGCGUUUGCUGUUUCGUAGUCUCUAAUCUUAGCUAGUGUUUGUUGGUAAAACCUUAUAGCUCUAAAGACCUAUAAACAUUAGAAUUUACAAUAGCAACUGCAUGAGGUAAAUUAUAUCUCUAGAGUCGUAUUGGUAACGCUUGUGAUGGACUAUUAGCCAACAAUAUAAUUUCAGUUGGCAAAGG
This is a messenger RNA of Corticium candelabrum, 1268 nucleotides long. RefSeq lists its product as uncharacterized. Lineage: Eukaryota; Metazoa; Porifera; Homoscleromorpha; Homosclerophorida; Plakinidae. The record is from RefSeq and is a predicted model, not a curated record. The transcript is spliced from 4 exons. The coding region runs from base 21 to 1013 and encodes 330 amino acids.